Hydractinia symbiolongicarpus is the source of this 3917-nucleotide messenger RNA. Its product is annotated as cilia- and flagella-associated protein 61-like. The transcript has 41 exons. The coding region runs from base 129 to 3770 and encodes 1213 amino acids. NCBI's taxonomy places the organism in Eukaryota, Metazoa, Cnidaria, Hydrozoa, Anthoathecata, Hydractiniidae. Gene Ontology annotation, molecular function: oxidoreductase activity. The record is from RefSeq and is a predicted model, not a curated record.
UAAAAGAUUUUUUUUUCACAAAUUUUAAUUAUAUACAAUCCAUAUUUUGUUACCCAUCUUUGUUAAUUCUUUAGUAAAAUUGCAGUAAUAUAUACAUUAAACCAUCUAUUGAAAAAGAAAGUAUUUCAAUGUCUUGUUCAAGUAAUAAUCUGUCAGAACUUGCCAUAUCAGCUCGAAGGACUGAAUCGUUAGAUGCUUCUGAAAUAUCCCAACUUGUCACAAAUCAAACUUAUGACUUGUUUGGAAGAGUCCAUAUUGCGCACAUUAUAGAGAAGGCCAACUUGGCAGUGACACUUACUGACAACACAAAUGCAGUUGUAGGACAUGCAGCAUUUUACGAUCAACCUAACUGGAAUAUUUCAAAUGACAGGCAUUGGAUGUGUUGGCUAAAAGAGAAUUUUAAUAUCACGACAUGUGAUCCUGUUAACAGUCUGUUUAUGCAUUACUAUGUAAGCAAAGAAGAAUAUUCAGAAGGCGUCAUAAACGAAAUUAUAAGAACUAUAUUUUAUGCUGUUCCUUUGUUGCAUUUUGUGAUUCUUAUUGCGCCUGUUUCAUUAAAUAUUGACAAAUCCAUUUCAACUGUCUUUGAACCAAUCGAGAGAACAUCGGAUUACAAUGCAGACCACCAAGCAUAUGUAUGUCACAGACAUAACCAUUGUCCUGUGUUACAUAUAAGGGAAGCUAGAAUUGAAGAUCAUGAUGACUUGAUGCCAAUUUUUGAUAAACAUAACAAUCACCUAACAAAAAUUUAUGGAGAAUAUUUUCUUGCUGAAUUAAUCGAAGCCCAAGAUAAUGAUAAUAAAUGCAUUGUAGCGGAUGUAAAUGGGACUGCAGUGGGUUUUAUGAGUGUAUCAACAAACGUGAACACAUCUAUACUGAAAGAAAAUUUCGAACUUGAAGUUUUUAAUUACUUUUUGAAGAAAAUUGAAAGGAAAAAAGAAGUCAUACAUGAAAAAAAAGAAGAGCCAAGCAGAACUAGUCUUACACCAUCAAAUCAAGAAGAAAGCUUGGACACAGAAACUUCUCAUGAAUUAACCACACCAACACCAACAAAUCGACUUCGAUCCCCAAUGUCAAGAAAUAGAGCUUCACCUAUUAAAUCUGCAAGAAGUGUAAAGUUAAGUUCAUCGCAUUUAGAAGAGAGACCUUCUUUUAGCAAGAAGAAGGAAAAGGAACCUGAGGUUCAAAACAUUACUGAAGUAUUUGAUGUGGAGAGUGUAUUUUGUAUACAGCUCUACUGUAUUGAUGAAAAAUAUGAAGCAAGGUCUAUUGAUUUCUUACCUGUCAUAUUUGAUCUCUUUAAAGACAAAGAUUUUGCCAUAAUAACUGUACCUCAUACAGUUCCAGAGUUUCCACUGAUACAAGCCUUUCAGCGAGUUUCACCAAAAUCAAAUAGUGUGUUACCGCAAGAGCUAUAUAUCUUCAAUAGAAAUGGAUUGCGACGAUCAUUUCAAGUACGUACUUGCCGAACUGGGGACUUUAACAGCAUUAAAAGUUUAACUGAGACAAUAUGUGGACAUGCUGAUAUUUUGAAGGAUGUAAAGCAAUACAAUGAUUACCGAAGAGAUGAGGAUGGUGUAAGAAUCUAUGCUUAUGUUGCUGAAGUCAUUGGACAGAUAGUUGGGGUCUGCAUUUUUCGACAAGAGAAAGACAUUGAGUAUAUUCUUUCACAUUACAACAUUGAAGAUUUUGUUUACUAUCGUCUCCAUGAAUCGAAUGAGCAUGUUCACUUGCAUCACUUUGUUUUAAAUCCAAUAUUUCAACAUUUUUCUAAAUACUUUUUAAAGGAGAUUUUUUAUCUUUCUAAAGCAUCAUGCAUGUAUUACCCGCUUUAUACACAAAGCAAUGAGAAGAAGAAUACGAAGCCACAUAGUUUGAUAACUUGCCUAAAUGACAUGGUACCAGUAAGUGCACGACGUCAAAUAAUCUAUCCCGUGGAAGAUUUAAUGGGGAACUCACCUGUAGAACAAGUUCUGUAUAAUAAGGAGCCAUACGCUUUGUAUCACAUGAACAGAAAACUCACAUUAGAACCAAAAGUGGUUGUGAACAUUCGAAUUGUGGUUGUUGGUGCGUCAGAUACUGCUUUAUCAGCAUUGCAAACACUAGUUUUCUGCCCACAUUUGAAUUUCAACAACUUGAUUUUGAUAUCCGAAACAGAAGCAUUUGAAAUCGAUGGUGCGUUUGAUAAUCUGAGAAAUGCAUUUAUACCUCAAAGUUUUGAUUUCAACAGCAAACAGAAGGCCUUGAAAUCUCUUAAGACUUGGGUGAAUUUUGUGAAAGGGAAAUUAACAAGAAUUGACAGAAAAAACAAAUGUCUUACAAUAGAUGGUUCACAUAAAGUUCCCUAUGACCAGCUUCUGUUGUGUACGGGUGAACAAUACCAUGCAACAAUACCUACAGGUGCAGAUGUUGAACAGCUAGUCACAACUAGUGAAGCUGUACAAAUAAAACGACGUCAGCCGCCUGAAGUUUUUAAACCAGAAAACGUAUUCGUCCUGAAUGAUUUGCAGCAAUGCUUCCAAGUUCAAGAAUGGCUAAAAAAUUCUUUUAAAACAGAUAAAAUCGUGGUAUAUGGCAAUAGUAUUGAAGCUUACACGUGUAUCAAUGGCUUGCUAACACAAGGUGUGGAUGGUUGUUGUAUUCAUCAUGUCCACUCACCAUCUGUGCUACCAUCUUGUUUUAAUGAACCACAUGUUGACGAAAUUGUAAAACAAGAAUUAGAAAAAGCUGGCGUUCAAUCCUAUUAUGGCUACACCUUAGCAAGAUGGAACAACGAUAGUAAGAAUGAAGAAAUUUUAAAAGUAGCGACCUUUACAUCCGACACAAAGCCGCUAUCACUGGAAUGUCAGGCCUUUUUUUGCUUCGACAAGAAAAGUGUAGAAUACAACGCGUUUAAAGCAAUUAACGACAGCUGUUUGGUAUUCGAUGGGAAACUGGUUAUUGAUUCAAAAUUUCAUACAAAUGACGAAAAUAUACAAGCUGCUGGCCCGUUGACAAAAUAUGCACGACGUUACCAUAGCAACAAUUGGACGCAUGCUAACUUUAACUCACGGGAAAUUGGAACCAAAUUGGCUGAAUCUGUUUUGGAGUUAGUUGAUCCAACCUUAGACGGUGUCAUUGAAACAAAUGAUGGAGGUUUGAUACCCAAGUAUACAGAACCAAAGGUGAUAUCCUGUCAAUUACCAGGUGGUUAUAAUUAUCUUCAUAUAUGGAAGCCAUGUGUUAUAACUGCAUUGGAACAACUUCGAGCUCAACCUGAUUAUGGACAAGAUUUGGUGACGGGAAAAAUGGCAGGAGAUGAUGGGCUGGGCUAUUUCAGAAUUCAUGUUAAUCAGCAUAAAGCUGUUCAAGAUAUAACUUGUCUAUCCAAACAGCCAAUCAACGCGACAAACUUGCUGUGUUUGUAUGGUAUGCAUGAACGAUACCUAAACAAUAUGGUGCAAAGAUAUACUGAAGGAUUAAUCACUGAUUUUUACAGCUAUUUUAAUGAAUCAUGGUGUUUGGCUAUUUAUCACGACCGUUUCAAAGACUUCAGAAAUGAGAUACGAGAGAUUUUAUCCACACCUGAGGGUUCUGAAGUUUUGUCAGUAGAAGAGAGAGUAAGGCGUAUGGUUCGUGAGGACGUUUCUUUAUGCGCUGAAGAAAAAAGCCAUCUAAUGGAUGCUUUCGUUGGGAGUGGGUGCAAAAUGGCAAUGGAAGAAAGGCUGAAUUGUUUUCUCGAUUAUAAUAAGUAUCACUUGCCUAUGUUUGCCAGGCCUGCGAUGAUGUAAACGUUUUUAAGACGAAGCAUGACGAACGACACGUCUACAGAAUGAAGUUUAGUGUUUAUAUUACCUGUUUAUAACAAAUGUUUUUGUUUUUGACAUUUUUAUUAUUUAUUAAUAAUAUAUUUCGUUUCCAGUUGAGAAACAAAUUAA